AUGAAAUUUACGUAUUUGUUACUGCUGGUGAGCAGUGCCUUAGUUUUGGCCGCGGAUAGUAUGCAGCCUGUAUAUAAAAGCAAGGCAAGUAUGUACAGGCCGUACCUUGAUAGAAUCACGGGCAGGUUAGUAUUUGGUACCAUGCAGGGCGGGUGCAAUAUUGUGUCGAUGGGGAAUGAAGCAGGUGUGCACUUGACGCAGAGCACAGAUAAUUCAUACGGAAGUGUCACUGCAAAGCAUCCCAUUGCCAUGGACAACUGGAAGGUGGACAUACACAUGUCAGUAAAAAGAGGCGCCCAGGGCAUGGGCGUAUGGUUUACAAAAGACUUUAACUCUGGCACACUCUUUGGAGGAAGCCCGCAGUUCAAUGGUCUUCUUGUAUUUAUGGCUAUGUCUGAGAACACGCUCACUGAUAAGUAUCCCAUGAUAGGCAUAGCCACUGCAUAUGGCGGUGCACCCGUUGUGCACUUCUCUAAGAAGGUGGAUGUAGUGCAGGACUGCAUGAUUAGUCUUAAGUUUGUGAAUGGAGUACUCUCAGUUAUGUACGGUGGAAGAGACAAAGAAGUAAAACUAAUUGAAGAGAUGAGAAGAGUGUCAUUUGAUGAUGGAACACGUCUAACCAUAUCUGGGCAGGUGGCAGAUUCAGAUGGAGACAUAAACAUAAAGAGCAUAUCCGUUUUUAAGAUGCACCGCCCCAGAAGAAUCCCCGCAGCUGAUGAAAUACCAAAGACCCGGCAGAAAAUGACUUGGCUGGUAUUUGGUGCUGUACUCGUUGGUGUUGGGUAUUAUGUUUAUAAACAACGAACCGUUAAGCAAAAGCAUAAAGGUAUUCUACAGCAAUAAGUAUCUUUAUACGGGAAUUGUCUACGCUUGAUUAUUUUACCACAGAAUAAAUUUCCA
Messenger RNA from Nematocida parisii ERTm1, 900 nucleotides. RefSeq lists its product as uncharacterized. NCBI's taxonomy places the organism in Eukaryota, Fungi, Microsporidia. Bases 1 to 843 code for a protein of 280 amino acids. The record is from RefSeq and is a predicted model, not a curated record. The transcript has a single exon. Gene Ontology annotation, biological process: endoplasmic reticulum organization; Golgi organization; endoplasmic reticulum to Golgi vesicle-mediated transport. Gene Ontology annotation, cellular component: endoplasmic reticulum-Golgi intermediate compartment; Golgi membrane; COPII-coated ER to Golgi transport vesicle. Gene Ontology annotation, molecular function: D-mannose binding.